This is a messenger RNA of Pararge aegeria (speckled wood butterfly), 2183 nucleotides long. It is a transcript of the gene SCCRO3, whose product is annotated as DCN1-like protein 3. Gene Ontology annotation, molecular function: cullin family protein binding; ubiquitin conjugating enzyme binding; ubiquitin-like protein binding. NCBI's taxonomy places the organism in Eukaryota, Metazoa, Arthropoda, Insecta, Lepidoptera, Nymphalidae. Bases 456 to 1448 code for a protein of 330 amino acids. Gene Ontology annotation, cellular component: ubiquitin ligase complex. The record is from RefSeq and is a predicted model, not a curated record. Gene Ontology annotation, biological process: protein neddylation; positive regulation of ubiquitin-protein transferase activity. The transcript is spliced from 3 exons.
AAGCUAACACGUUUUUUUUACAGAUAGCCAUGUUAAUAAUUAAUACCUGUGGUUCUAAUCAUCAAUCUGUGAUAUAUUCUGUGUUAUGACAUUUCCAACAAUUCCAAAAAAAAAUAUAUAAAAAUUGCUUUUAUUUAGUACCAUCUAUCUUUGUUUUUAACUUAAUUAAUAUUGCCAUGAAGUUAUCUUUUAAUUAAAUUUUCUAGAAAAAAUUCUGCUAAGCUAUAGAUAUUUGUUAUUAUGCAUAAUAAGGAUCGUUUGAUGCAAAAUCCCUGGAUUUUCACCUGACCCUUAUCGUAUCUAAAGAGGAUGGUUUGCAUGGAAAGGUACAACAUAAAAAAGAAACAGAUUUUUUGUCAUUAUGUUGUAUAGCACAUUUCAUGAAGGAUUAAGCAUUGUUAUUAAUGAACUAAAAGAAGCUUUUAUGGUUGGGAAGAUUCUAUUCGUUUUAUCAAAUGGGCCAUUGUCUUAGCUGCUUCAGAAACCAAACAAGUGCUGAUGUGGUCACAUCAACUAACAGGAAAAAAGAUGAGGUGACAGAUGUAGUCACCACUAAUCAAGUGCCUAUUGUCAUGACUUCUGAAUAUCCUCAAGCUGAACCACUUUUGCACAACAAUGAAAAUAGCAUAACCUGCUAUAGAAAUAGUAAUAACUUAUCAAAUGCUAAUGUUUUAAACUCCUUGAAUGAACACUGCUCAGGAGAUACAAAUGCUACACAGAAAAUGCAUGUAAAUAAUGAGAAAAUUCCUAAAUCCUUCUAUCAAAAGCUACCAUCCAUUCCUCGGAGUAUGUCUUCACUAGCCUCUAGUGAAUCUCGUGCAUCAGAAUCAAGAAUUAAUCAGUUGUAUGACCAUUACAAAGACAAUCUGGAAGAGGCUAUACUUGCUGAGGGCAUUGAAAACCUUUGUAAUGAUUUACAUUUGAAUCCAGAUGAUUUUAAAGUGUUAGUGCUUGCAUGGAAAUUGAAUGCUAGUCAAAUGUGUAGAUUCACAAAAGAAGAGUUUGUCCAAGGGCUAAAAAACAUGAAAACGGAUUCUAUAAAAAGUAUACAGCAAAAACUAAAUGAUAUAACAGGUGAACUCACAAGAGAUUCAGAAGAAUUCAAAGAUUUGUAUAGAUUUACUUUUAAGUUUGGUUUGGAUGUUAGCAUAGGUCAGAGAAUACUUCCGGCGGACAUUGCUAUUGUACUUUGGCGUCUAGUCUUUACAAACGAUGAACCUGCUAUAUUAGAUAGAUGGCUAAGCUAUCUUGAGAGUAAUCCUCAUGUUAGGGGAAUUCCCAAAGAUACUUGGUAUAUGUUUCUAAACUUUUGUGAAUUUGUGGGAGACGAUCUUAGCAGCUAUGAUGACACAGAAGCAUGGCCUAGCUUAUUUGAUGACUUUGUUGAAUAUGAGAAUGAUCAGAUGAACCAAAAUGUAACAAAAAAUGAAAUCAAAGUUCAGGAUUAGAUUCCUGCAAUUGCCAAAUUGUAACUACUUUAGGUACUUAACAAAUUGAGACUGAUAAUCUGUUAAUGAUUGCUUAGGUCAUAUAAUAAUUAAGGAAUUUAAUAUGACUUGAUUAAUUAAAAAGUGAAUAAACAAAUAUACAUUUCGAGGGAGAUUCAAAAUGGGUUCAAUGUAAAUAUUAUGUUACUACAUUUUUAUUAAAUGAGUAUAUGUGAGACCAUGUACCUAUAUAAGCUUUAGUCUUAUGAUAUAAUGACAUUCCAGCAAUGGAAUUAGCAAAAAUUUGUAUAUAUAUUUUGUCUUCUAACCGGCCCCAUACACUCUAGGGCAUUGAAAUCUUACUGCACAUCAUGUAAUAUAUUUUGUGACACACAAGUAGAUACCUACUGUCAAUUUAAGCCCGAAAUUUUGGUUAAGAGUGAUAAAGAGACUUAGGGGCCUGGUUGCUUAAAAGCUGAAUAUUUUUAGCAGCUGUGUACAAACUUACAUAAGUCUUCUUGAAUGCUAGUUUACUUUAUUUAAUGCCUCAUAUUAUGCAUAAUAGUUAUAAAUAAACAAAAAUAUUUUUUCUAUAGCCAAGCACUUGGAAAUUGAUUUAUUAGGUGUACAUAUUGUAUUUUAACAUUUACACUGCAAAAAAAAGAUUUGAUCAAAAAUUAAAUACCUACAUAAAAUAUAAUGCUUUGCAUUCUCAUGAAAAGUGACAAGACUGUAAUUGUAUUAUAAAUGUUAGUA